This is a messenger RNA of Girardinichthys multiradiatus, 1066 nucleotides long. It is a transcript of the gene tm4sf21b, whose product is annotated as transmembrane 4 L six family member 21b. The transcript is spliced from 5 exons. Gene Ontology annotation, cellular component: membrane. The record is from RefSeq and is a predicted model, not a curated record. NCBI's taxonomy places the organism in Eukaryota, Metazoa, Chordata, Actinopteri, Cyprinodontiformes, Goodeidae. The coding region runs from base 121 to 714 and encodes 197 amino acids.
ACCAGUUACAUCUCAUGAUUGAAGCUGAACUUCUGUAAUAGAACUAUUUAUGGUCAGGAUCUGUACAAAGAGACUGAAUACUUUUUUUGAGGACAGCUUAUCCACCCACUUGCAGGCAAAAUGUGUACAGGAGCAUGCUCUAAGUUUAUAGCAAUCCCUCUCUAUGUCCUGGCUCUAGUGUCAACCAUUUGCAACAUCAUGCUCUUCUUCCCUGACUUUGAUACAGAGUAUGCAAGUGAUGACACCAAAAAUACUCCAAGGAUAACAGAUGAAGUGAAAUAUAUGGGAGGCUUAAUUGGAGGAGGAAUCAUGGUCAUCAUUCCCGCCAUUCACAUUCAUCUGACAAGUUCAAAGAAUUGCUGUGCCAACCGCUGUGGGAUGUUCCUGUCCAUUGGGUUUGCUGCGCUCGGAGUGUUGGGAGGCAUUUACAGUUUGAUUGUUGCUUCUUUGGGUCUUACCAAAGGGCCAGUUUGCCAGUGGUCCAAUGAACUCAACCCCGAACUUACAUGGGGAAGACCGUUUCUUAAUACAAGCUACCUGGGUGAGAAGGAAAUAUGGGAUUGGUGUACAGUACCAGAGAAUGUGGUUGAAUUCAAUCUUGGGUUAUUCUCCAUUCUGAUGGUGGCUGCCGCUCUGGAGGUUAUCCUCUGUGCCUUCCAGAUGAUCAAUGGACUGUUCGGCUGCAUCUGUGGCACCUGUUCUGACGGGGAGUGAGGCAAAGUGGAUCAACUUCACACCAUGACUUCUUGACGAAGAGCUGAGAGAGAUUUUUUACUAUCACCAUCAACAUGUUUACCAAUAUAUUUAUCAUCACAAUUAUCACAAUAAUAAGACAAUAGUCUUAUCCUCACUGACACAAUUACAGGUUACUAGGUUUUCUGUUUGUCCUUUGAAUGAGCAUUAACAACAUGAGUUUGUCAAGAGGAUUGAAUGGGAUUACUGGUGAUUGUUUCUUUUUGUUUUGCUUUCUUUAAAGAUUAAAAUAUAAAUUCCAUCUCUGAUACAUUCUGUACUUGAGCCUUUUAAGUUGUUUUUAAUAUUUUGUAAUAAAUGUUUGAACAUGUCA